This is a messenger RNA of Cheilinus undulatus (humphead wrasse), 3672 nucleotides long. It is a transcript of the gene tmem101, whose product is annotated as transmembrane protein 101. Bases 24 to 791 code for a protein of 255 amino acids. Lineage: Eukaryota; Metazoa; Chordata; Actinopteri; Labriformes; Labridae. The transcript has 4 exons. Gene Ontology annotation, biological process: positive regulation of canonical NF-kappaB signal transduction. The record is from RefSeq and is a predicted model, not a curated record.
GUGCCGUUGGUAGAGCAUCAACCAUGGCAGCUCCCAGUAGGAAACAGGCGUUGAGGUUUCUCAGCCAGUUAGGAGCUUUUAUUUUAACCCGGUUCGGAUUUUGGAACUGUUUCAGUAUGUUGAUGCUGUUCGCUGAACGAGCGGACUCUAAAAGGAAACCAGACAUCCAUGUCCCAUACCUGUAUGUGGACAUGGGUGCUGCAGUUCUCUGUGCCAGUUUCAUGUCUUUUGGGGUGAAGAGGAGGUGGUUUGCGAUGGCUGCUGCCAUUCAGCUGGCUGUCAGCACCUAUGCAUCGUAUAUUGGUGAACAAGUUUACUAUGGAGACUGGCUAAAGGUACGGAUGUACUCCAGAGCGCUGGCCAUCAUUGGAGGCUUCCUGGUUCUGGCCAGCGGGGCGGGGGAGGUGUACAGACAGAAAGCUCGCAGCAGAUCCCUGCAGUCAACGGGACAAGUCUUCCUGGGAGUCUACCUCAUCUGCAUAGUGUACUCCCUUCAGCACAGCAAAGAGGACCGGCAGGCCUAUCUGAACCACAUCAUUGGAGGAGAGAUCACUCUGAUGCUGCUGGAGGUGCUGUUCGGAGUGCUGGCUCUCGCCUUCCUCUCUGGCUGCUACAUCCGUCUGGCGGCUCAGAUCCUGUCCACCGUCCUGCCUCUGGUCAUCCUGCUCAUAGACGGAAACCUCGGCUACUGGCACCACACACGUAAGGUGGAGUUCUGGAACCAGAUGAAGCUGAUCGGACACAAUGUUGGCAUCUUCGGCGCUGUGCUGAUCCUAGCUACAGACGGUUGAACCCUCGGGCUCUCAGAGAAAACUUUUACAGGCUGAGGUGUCUUGAAUAAGACUGCUGACUUUUAUGUCACUGUUCAACUUAGUGAUCAAAGCUGGCAUUGCUCAGUGAUCUCUCAGGAUUCAAACACUCCAAGCUGACACUGUUGGAUGUAAGCAGCGUCUAUUGUCUUCACCUACCUGUUCAUUAUUCCUGCUUUUACUAGAAAAAACAUGUUAGCUUCCUUUUUGCAAUGUAAUAAUUUAUUCGGAAUCAUGUUUACAUUUUAAUUUCCUUUGUUUUCUGAAAUAUGAGACUGAGUACUGAUGCUGUAUUUCUACUGAGAGUAUAUUUCACUUCUAAAGUCUUACUGUAAAAUUUUGGUUAUAGAUCACACUGCUGUAUAAGCAGCAGUCUGUUCCUGGGGUCUUUAAGAGGGAAACAGGUUAAACUCUCUUUGCAUUCAACUGAAUCCACAAAAAGCUGUCUUUGUGCAGCUGCUUUAUCACCAUCUGUUUUCACCAAUUAAGUCUGCACCUCUGCCAGCUAUAAUAUUGUUAUUAAGCUCUCAGCCUGCAGUGGUUGUUGUGAAGUUGAAGUCACACAGGCCUCGAGUCGCUCUGCCUUCCUUUGCCAGUGGCUUGUCUUGAAUUGAGGAGUCUUUUCAAUAAAACCAGGACGUUUUUUAAACUGCCCCAUUUUCUUUAAAUGCAGCAUUAUGACCUAAUGAGGGAGAAAUAAUGGUUAAAAAAGGAGCGCCAACCCCCAGUUGGUCUGAUCAGCAGCUGCUUGCAGUACACAAUAUAUUGGGGCAAAUUUUCAAUGGUCAUGUGCUAUUUCUGAUGAGAGGAGCUGUGCCUGUGGUCAUGUCAGCUCAUGUCGUAACACCUUAUUGUGGUAUAUUGUUUGUACCGAUAUUCACAGGGGCUUUCAGCCAUCUUUUUAAAUGAAAAAAUAAGUAUUGAAAGUGUAUCUUAUACACCGUAUUUUAUAAUAAACAGUUUCAUCAAAGUUGGUUUAGAUACUUUGAAAUUAAAGGGAAAUAAAAUUCAGUUAAUGUGCUAUUGCAUAUCAAAUAAGAGGAUUUACGGUGGCUGGUUGGUGAUAUAAGUCAUUAUUAAAGUUAAUAAAACCAUUUUUUUUGUCAUCUGUGUACAUAUUUUAUACUAAACACUGAUGGUGCCCAUAAUGCUGAUAAGUAUUGUCAUUACCUAGAUACGUGGUUCUCAACUGGUCCAGCCUCAGGACCCACCAGUCUGUCUUACGACAGAUCACAACCCAAUUUUCCACAUUUUCAACAAUGCAUGUUUAUUUAAUUGAAUAUGUUGCAGUUUGGAGCAUGAUUGGACCAAAACACUGGAUAUAAAAAAGGGAAGGGACGAAACGGGCAAAUUUCAUACACUCUUUCCCAAUCAUCAUGUGUAAAUUUUUGCCAAUUUUCCAGAAAGCUUGUGAAAUUACUUCAUGUCAUUGGAAGAGUAGCUACUUAGAAGAGGAGAGGAGAUAAAUUAGUUGAAAUAUUGAACAAACCUUGAAAUUUACACAAUUCCACAGUAAAAUGGGUUAAAAUAAAAUGUAUUAAUGCAUGUCCAAUGAGGACUUCAGAACUUUUGCCACCAAUUUUUUUCAGACACCUAGUCGUGACCCACUAGUUGAGAACCACUGAUCUAGAUUCUUCUUCACAUAAUUGUCCAACUAUUAAUUGUGUUUAAAUGCUGUUUACUUUUAUAUCCAUGACAAACUCAUGUUUGCCAAAAAAGAUGUAUGACAAUAUGCAAAACCUAAAUUUUCACACAACUGCAAGUACAUUUAGGCUUUUUAGAAAGUUUCCAAAAUCCCUGGGCUUAUUGCAGGAACAGUUCAAUCUAGAGUGAGCUCAUUUAUGCAGCUUUCACACUUAAUUUAGUUUCAGUACACAUUGAAUAAAGAUAUCCAUCAGACUGAACUACAUCAAAACUCUCUGUUUGCUUAGUUUUUGAUCAUUACUGAGUUCUGUUACACUGCUAAAGUUUUCAAUCACUGCUGAAUGGUGUAUCAAUCUAUGAUACUGCCAUAUGCUACCUUUUCCAACAUUCAGACUUGAAAAGAAUGCAAUUAUUCAUACACUCAACUGCUGAAGAUUUGCAUUCAGACAUACAUGAGUGAGCUGUAAGACAAUUUGUCCUGCAGAGCAUGCUCUUAAGUCUUUGUUAAAAAUACUGUGACUAACUGAUCUCCACUGCUAUGGUCAUUUGUACACUGAGAAAGGAAGAAAACUUCAUUGGAAUUUGCUGUUUUUUAGAGUUAAGGGAAGAAUGCUCUAGAGUACACAACAUGGGGGCGCAAGUAGCCAAGUGGUUCAAAGUGGGUACUCAGGUGGAAGCUGGUCUGGAGAAAUGUCAUAAUGAGGCGGUUUGAGGAUGAUAGAACUACUGGCAUCAUACAGUCAGACAUUAGCAUCAAGUUUGGCUUAACUUCGCUCGACAGGUCAGAUUUGGUGCAAAAUGAGUUUUCAUUUCAGCUGAUAGUUAUCAGGACUUUUAGGAAUGUUGAUAGAAAACUGGCUGCAGCUCCCACCCAGCACACCAACAUUUAUAGAAACAAGAUCAUGAAGUUUCUGAUGUCCACAGCUGGCACUUGUAAUUUCUGAUUCACUGAAAUAUGCAGCAGUAGCUUCUGGAGAAAAAUCAUUUCAUCAGAAAUUCAUGCAAAAGCAGGACUGAAAAUGAACAAAAUACAAAUUUUAAGUCUGACCGUAUGUGAUCAGUCCUGAUAGAAACAAUUAAUUUUGUUUUUUAUUUUUUGUUUUACAGAGACUUUAAUGGUCACAUAUUCUACCCUUUUAAGACAAGUUUAUGUUGGUCUGAGAAGUCCCCAAAACAUGCCUGUGAAGUUUGUUGCUGAACAAAACACUCCAGUAUUGGA